CUCGCAACGCGAUAUGGCCUCCGCUUCUACUGCUCCCUCCGCCAAGAUGCCCGAGGAGGUUGCCACCGUGUCCGAUGCCAAGCGCCCGCGUCCCGCUUCGAACACCGGCGGGCAGAUCCCCCGCUCGGUUCCGGCGGCCAUGAAGCUCCUGGGUCGGACGCGCGAGUCCACGAGCGCCGGGCCCCGGCGCGGGUACUUCGCCCUGACCGCCCGUCAGAUCGACACCGACCCGCUCACCCGGGUGUCGCUGGCCUUCUGGUCGCCGCACCGCGAGGCCGGAGCCCCGGCCGACUUCAGCCCGGCUCUGGUGAAGCGCAUCUUCCAUAGCGAGCUGGCCGCGUCGAAUUUCUCCCCCGGUCGACUCAUUCCCCUGGAGUUCUCCCAGUACCUGGAGCGCUUCCUGUGGCCGCACUUCGACGCGGCCACCGCCUCCAAGGAGCACCUCUUUUCGGUGGUGCUCAUGGUGAAUGAGAAGUUCCGCCAGUCGGUUUCCGAGCCGUGGGCCGUCUUCGGUGCUGAGCCUUCCGACAAGUUCACCGCCUUCUUCCAGGCCCUCCUUCGUGAGACGCUGAGCGCGCAGAAUACGCUGCAGAUUCGCUCGCAGCUCCUGCUCUUCCUCACGCGUGCCUUCCAGUCGCUGGAGAACCCUCUCCUGCGUGCCGAGUGCCUUAAGCUCGUGUCAAUGGGCAUCUGGGUGUCCCUCGAGCCGGCUCGUCGGGAGUUCCUCCUCGCCCGCGAUGCCACUCUGGCCAAGCGCUGGUCGCGUCUUGAGCGCGCGCUCAAGAAAUCGGACGAUGACAAGCGCCAGCAGCUGACCUUCGAGCGGACCUUCCUGUCGGCCCUGCUCAAGAUGCUUGCCAGCCUGGUGUCCGACAUUGACACGGUGUUGGACCCGCAGACUGCCGUGGUCGAGGCACUCGGAGCCCCGGAGUCCGACGCUGCCACCGAGGCGCCCGGCCGCAAGCGCCGCAAGACCGAUGACGCCGCCGCGGCCGAGGCCGAGCCCAGCGGCCACACCCUUCAGCGGCAGCUGGCCCGCUCGGCCACCCUCUUGUCGCAUGCGGUGGUGCUGGUGUGUCGGGUGCUGGAGCUCUUCGUGGACCUGCUCGGGCAGAUGCCCACGCGGCGCUUCACCAAUGCCCUGCUGGACGAUCACCUGGCGGUGGUCCUCUGCCAGACGUCGCAGCUGUUUGCCCAUGGCGCAACCGAUGUCGACGAUGAGGACGGCACGGAGGGGACCCUCCCCGGUGGGCUGACCCCCGUCGAUGCUCGGCUCUUCCGCGGCAUGGUCCAGCGUCUGGCGGAGCUGGCCCGGGCGGACAUUGUCGACGAUCUGACCGGCGCGGCCCUGUCGGCGGACGCGGCUGCCGCCCGGCAUGGCGCGGCGGUCGGUCGCCUCCAGGCCGCCGCCUUUGCCCUGGACCCGGAGGGCUUGCGUGAGCUGGCCCUGGGGAAUUUGUCGCGGGUGUCCGGCACGUCGGCCGCCCUGCGGCGUCUGCUUCAGACACCAGUGGGCUCGGCGGUGCCGGGCGAGGCCGGCAAGUCGCCGGACUCGCUCUGGAAGCGAACUGCCGAGCUGGCCCGGCGCCUGGGCCUGCGCACGCACUUCCCCCACACCGGCCAGCCGCUGCCCCUGCGUACGCUGGUCGAGGCUCUGGUGCUGAACUUCGCGGCCGAUGUGGCCUCGGCCAUUCGCGAGGCCGAUGUCGAGGGCGGGUCGCUGCUCCCGUCGGAGGUCACCCUGUGGGGUGCGCCGGAGCUGAGCGACGCCCCGCCGGCCGGGGACCGGCCCCUGCCGCUCCCUCGCCUGAAUCUGCAGUUCCUCACGAUCCAGGAUUACCUGCAGCGGAAUUUCCACCUUUUCCGCCUGGAGGCGGCAGCCGAUGUGCGGCAGGACAUUGAGACGGCCGUUCGGCGUCUGUCCCCGCGCCUGGCCGGGCCCGGGGCCAGCCUCACCGCCGGCGGUGCCAUGGCCACGGUUUUCGGCGGCUGGUCGCGCAUGGCCAUCCCCAUUGAAACCUUCACGGUGGAGGAUGUCGGCCCGCCGCGGGUGGCCGAUCAUCGGCCGGAAUUUGUCCGCGGCCGUGUGUCCUUCGACUUGGGCCGGUGUCGGCUGGAUGUGCGCCAAGAGUGGGAUGCCCUUCGCCAGGGGGACGUCCUGUUCUUGGUCACCGUGCGUGCUCGGUCGACCGAGGCGCCGGUUUACCAGCCCCCCGGCACCCCGGGGGCCCUGCCCUUCCCCGAGCAGUUUGGCGUGGUGGCCGUGCGCGGGUGCAUGGUGACCGGCUUCUCGGAUCACUUUGGCGACGAGGCGCCGCCCCAAGGCCAGACCGGUGGCGGUGGCGGUGGCGGGCCGUUCGACCCGCGGCAGGAUGUCCCUCCCCGCCGGCGUCGUGGCUUGCGCCGGGUGAAUGUCCUCCUGGACCCUGACCAGUAUUAUGCCGAUGCGCAGCGGCAAUUGGCGAGCUCGCAUUCGUCGCGCCGCCGGGCGCGCGCCCAGCGCCGCCGCACGCAGGCCGGCCUCACGGCCGGCGGCGGCGACGAUGAUGCCGCUGCCGCCGCCGCGCGCCAGCUCCUCGAUGCCGGGGACGAUGUCUACUCGACGUUCAACAUCCUGGUCCGGCGCAAGCCCCAGGAGAACCACUUCCGCGCGACGCUGGCCACCAUGCGCGACAUGAUGGAGCAGGUGUCUCGCCAUCCGGACGUCGUGCCGGAUUGGCUGCAGGAUGUCUUCCUCGGGUACGGCGACCCGCGGGCGGCACAUGCACUGACCGCGGCCGAGGCCGGCCUGCCGGUGCAUCCGGCUCUGACGCCGGCUUCGGAUGCCACCGGCCAGGCCGAGGCCACCCCGGCCGAUGCCAUGGAACUUGACGCGCCGUCGGCCGACUCGUGGCUGGACUUCCGCGAUACCUUCCUGGAUUUGGACCACCUGUUUGCCUCGUUCCCCGGGCGCGAGGUGCUCUUCGACCGGUCGGAUCUCAGCCGGGCGGACCAGCUGGCGGUGCUGGCCGCGCGUGUGGCCGCCAAGGAUUUCGACGCGGCCACCAUCGGCACCCUGGCCGAUCCGGCCAAUGCGGUUCCCCUGCCCGGGGACACCCUCUUCCGGGUGCGCUUCGAUGGCCCGGCCAAGCAGGUCCACGUGCGGGCCUACCACCCGCCCCCGUGUGGCCCGUACCCGGCCGACGCCCGUCGGCGCAAUGCCAUCCGCUUUACCCCGACCCAGGUGCGCGCCAUCCGCCAGGGGCUUGAGCGUGGCUUGACCCUGGUGGUCGGUCCGCCGGGGACCGGAAAGACCGACGUCGCGGUUCAGCUGCUUGCCUCGAUUUAUCAUAACUGGCCGAACCAGCACAUCCUCCUGGUCACACACUCGAACCAGGCUCUGAACCAGCUGUUCGAGAAGAUCAUCGCCCUGGAUGUGUACGAAGGCCACUGCCUGCGUCUGGGCCAUGGUGAGGAGGACCUGGCCAGUGAUCGGGACUUCAGCAUCUCCGGCCGUGUGAACUUCUUCCUGGCCCGGCGCCUGGCCCUGCUUGCCGAGGUGUCGCGGUUGGCUGUCUCGCUGCAGGUUCCCGGGCAUGUUGGCUACACAUGUGAGACGGCCAGCAACUUCUUCCGCCUGCAUGUGGGCCCCCGGUGGGAUCGGUUCCGUGCGGGGCUCGCCAGCCUGGAGGCCGAGCUCGGCCGCCAGGCCACCGACUCCCUGCCGUUGGAUCUGUCCACCGCAUCGGCCGAUGUCCUGGCCGCGGACCGGUCCCUGAGCGAGUACAUCCGCCGGGAGUUCCCGUUUGCCGAGUACUUCGCCGACGCGCCGGAGCCGGUGUUCGGUGCCACGCCGGCGGAGCUCACCGCGCAGGAGGCCUGGACCGCGGUGUCGGGCUGCUUUGUCGGGCACUUGGAAAAGGUGUUCCGCCAGCUGGCCGACAUCCGGGCCUUUGAGCUGCUGCGCACCGGUCGCGAACGGGGCGACUACAUCCUCAUGAAGGAGGCUCGCAUUGUGGCCAUGACUUGUACCCAUGCGGCCCUCAAGCGGGCGGACCUCCUGCGCCUGGGGUUCCGGUAUGACACGGUGCUGAUGGAGGAGUCGGCUCAAAUCCUGGAGAUCGAGGCAUUCAUCCCGCUGCUGCUGCAGGAUCCGCAGGAUGGCCGGGGCCGGCUCCGGCGCAUUGUGGCCAUCGGUGAUCACAACCAGCUGCCGCCGGUGGUCAAGAACCAGGCCUUCCGCCAGCAGGGCAACAUGGAGCAGUCCAUGUUCACGCGGCUGGUCCGGCUCGGGGUGGGCACCGUGGACCUGGAUGCGCAGGGUCGUGCCAGGUCGUCCCUUCGUGCGCUGUACGGAUGGCGCUACCAGUGCCUGGGGGACUUGCCGCAUGUUGUCGAGCGUCCGGAAUUCCGCCUGGCCAAUGCCGGCUUCGCCACCACGGCGCAGUUCAUUGAUGUCGGCGAUCUGCAUGGCCAGGGUGAGACCGAGCCGGCGCCGGCCUACAUCCAGAACCUGGCCGAGGCGGAGUAUGUGGUGGCGGUCUUCCAGUACAUGCGCCUGCUCGGGUAUCCUGGGCACUUGGUGUCCAUCCUGACCACGUACAAUGGCCAGAAGGAUUUGAUUACGGAGUUGGUGCGCAAGCGCUGCGCUUCGAACCCGCUUUUCGGCAUGCCCGGAGCCAUUUCCACGGUCGACCAGUACCAGGGCCAGCAGAAUGACUAUGUGCUGCUGUCGCUGGUCCGCACCAAGACCGUGGGCUACAUGCGCGAUGUGCGUCGUAUGGUGGUGGCCCUGUCCCGUGCGCGCCUUGGUCUUUAUGUCUUCGGUCGCCGGGCUCUCUUUGAGGGAAGCUUCGAGCUGCGGCGCAUGUUCCAGCCGCUCUUUGAGGCCUCGUUCGCGGCACUGCCGGUGGCCGGCGCCCCCGCCACCGACAAGCUGGCCGAGUCUGAGCCCGAGCCCGAGCCCGAGGCUGAUGUUAAGCUCGACAGCGAGGGGGAGGCCGAUGCCGAGGCCGAUGCCGAGGUCGACGAUGAGGGCGAAGCUGAUGCCGAGGCCGAGGGCGAUGCCGCUGCCGAGGCCGAUGCCGACAUGACCCCGGCCGAUGGGGCGCCUGCCCUUGCCGGCCCGACUGCCCUGGCUCCCGCCGUGCUGACGGACCCCUUCGCUCGCCGGCGUCUUCCCCCUUCGUACUUGGUUCUGACCAAGGAUGAAAUCUUCCCCACCACUCGCCCCGACCGGGCGUUUGGCUCGCUCGAGGCGCCUCCCAGCCGCUUUGUCAUCAAGAAUGUUGUUGCCAUGGGCGAGUAUGUGCACCAGCUCGCCACCGAGCAGAUCCGGCAGUAUCGCGCGGCUAUUGAGGCGGCGCGUGUGGCUGCCUCCUCUGCGACCGAUGGUGCGGGUGUUGCCGCCGCUCCGGGGGCGGAUUUGGCCGAUGCGGCUGCCGCCGCCGCCGCAUUGCAGGCCGCCGCUCCCGGGGACUUGGCCAUCGGCGAGGCCAUCCUGCCGGAGGGGGCUCAAGAGGAGUCGACCGACGGGACGGCCUCCGGGGCCUUCCAGAUUGUCGACAGCAGCUCCGAGGAUGACGGCUAUGACAGCUACGACACGGAUGUCGAGGGCAGUGCCUCCGAGGAGGACGAGGAGCAGGACCAAGAGGAUGACGGUCAAACGGCUGAAGGCUCCGCCGAAGAGGACUGAGCUCCUCCGGUGCUGCCCCCCGGCUCCAUGGUGUCACGCGUCCUUGUGUCUCCUCCGCGCCUGGGGCUACUUGCUUUUCGAGCGUGGGGGAAUGCCCAGCCACAUGUGUGAUUCCGGGGAAAAAAAAAGCAGCGCGACAGCCAAUAGAAAGCCCACUUCCUCUA
Molecule: messenger RNA, 5838 nt
Organism: Fonticula alba
Lineage: Eukaryota; Rotosphaerida; Fonticulaceae
Exons: 8
Coding region: 14-5674 (1886 amino acids)
Cellular component (GO): catalytic step 2 spliceosome
Molecular function (GO): helicase activity; mRNA binding
Source: RefSeq, a predicted model, not a curated record